AUGGCCGAUCGAUCAACAGCCCCAAGCGCUGGAGAAAGUUCGAGAGAAACCGUGGCCAAAAAGAAGAUUAGUCUCAAGGACUACAAGACUCAGAAGACCAGUGGCGCUGUCGCAUCCCCCCUUGGCCUCGAAGCGGGUAGCCGAGGCGCAUCAAGCUCCACCAAGUCCGAGGAAAGACGACAAACUAUAUCUUCGGAACCCGUCAAGAAUAACGAGAUGACUAAAAUGCCUAGAAUGCCGCCGAAGUCACAUGCGCGUCUCUCUCCCGAAAGACCAGGCCAGAAAAGGCCAUCUGGGUCGGAAUUUGAAUUCACUAACCCCUCGGCGACUAAGAAAUCCGAAGCACAUCCUACAAAGAAACUGCGACUCUCUCCCGAGAAAGAGACACACCGAGAGCCCAGCCCUGCCAAAUCGCACUCCCCCAAGCUGCCCGCACUUCUUUCGCCUACCCUCCCACCGACAUCGGGUGGCCCCAGACUUCCGCGCUUACUAUCUCCUACCCUCCCCCCAGACAUCGAAAAGGAGUUGGCCCGCCUUGAGGACCGUUCACCGUCUCGCAAUAGUCGGGCAGGAAAAGGAUUGCCUGCCAAAGAACCCAGUACCCAUGAACAUACAAGAGACCACGCCCGUGCCGACCCACAAAAGACGCAGCUUCUUGCCAAACUGCGGUACGGAAGAUCGAAUCGAAAGCGUGUCGAAGCUCUUCUUAAAUUUUCUGGUAAAAGGAAAGCCCAUCUGUCAGAUUCACCGGUCAGCCAGGAUACCGAUCGUGAUGAUGUCUCCCAUCGCAGGAAGAAGGGAGGGGAUACUGGUUCGUCUCGUGGACACACAUUCGGGAAUCCGAAAAGCAAGAAGCAUGAGACUGAUGAAGCCCUUGGCCCUCAAGAUGGUCGCUCAAAGGAGCCAAAGACCUUCCCCGAAAAGCCUCGAACGCCGGUUCCUCAGCCACACUUGACCUCUCAUUCAAUCGCUCAUGACAAAACCAAAACAGCUUCCAUCACGCCGGUGAAAGACCUAAAACCUCCUACCUCUCGUCGAAACGAUCUCGGAGAGACCGAUGCCAAAACUCCCUCUUAUCCCGCCAACAAACGUCAUUCCGUUGAUCCCGGGUCAAUCAUGAAAGCUUCCCCGACACAGGCAGAUGGACGUACGCGCAAUGAGCGGCAGGUAUGGUGGGAUGAGUGGCAAAAGUUUGCGAGCAUCGGUCGUGAAUUGAAACAUGCCGCAGAGCGGCAUACCUCUAAAACCGGGACCUCGGCCACUGACGAAAAGCUAGCCGUUGUGACUGCAAUCGAAGCGUUGUUGUCCUUUAUUUUGGCAUUUGUAGCGAAUGACCAGGCCAAGGCUUCAUCACGCCAGGUCGGCGAUUCCUCAACAUGGCUGUCUAUUGUGCCAUACUGGCGUGUGGUCAGGAAGAACAGUGUACCCUAUCCGGCAUUGAACAGUCUCUGCUUGCUCCUUGGGGCUGUGUCCUUCACUGCCAUUCACACCCUCGACCUUGAACGCCUCGCGAUAAGCCCAGUUCCCGGAGAGCACACUCCGGUUCCCACGCCUGGGAGUGACGGAAACGCAGCCCUGUCGGAUGAGAACAGGAAAAGCAGGAAGGAAUUUUCAGAACUGAAGGCUCGUCUUCCUGAGUGCUACAGGGAUUCCCAGAGGCUAUGGAUAGAGGGCACCCGGGGUCUUUCUGAAGAUGUCCUUGGCCGUGAGUUCCCCACGAUCUGGUCCCAGCGAUCUCGAAAUUAUUCGGAGCGAGGCCGGUCAUCUUUGAAGGCUGGCGACUAUGCUGGAAGCUAUUUCCUACCACUUGGUGGCACCACCCCGCCCAUCGAAGUGGUUCGGUUUGGCUGGUCCCUGCUGAAGGAAUGGUGCUCGAAAGAACGAGUGGAAUGGAAUGGACGUCUUGGUCUCUAA
Messenger RNA from Penicillium samsonianum, 1914 nucleotides. RefSeq lists its product as uncharacterized. Bases 1 to 1914 code for a protein of 637 amino acids. The transcript has a single exon. The record is from RefSeq and is a predicted model, not a curated record. Lineage: Eukaryota; Fungi; Ascomycota; Eurotiomycetes; Eurotiales; Aspergillaceae.